Molecule: messenger RNA, 2478 nt
Organism: Cornus florida
Lineage: Eukaryota; Viridiplantae; Streptophyta; Magnoliopsida; Cornales; Cornaceae
Product: pentatricopeptide repeat-containing protein At3g29230-like
Exons: 2
Coding region: 113-2035 (640 amino acids)
Biological process (GO): RNA modification
Molecular function (GO): protein binding; RNA binding
Source: RefSeq, a predicted model, not a curated record
UCUCGAGUAAUAUAUGGUUAGGUAGCUACUGGAGAGAAAGGCAAUGGUGUUACUCUGGUAUCUAACGGCAUUUUGAAACUCCAUCUUUCCCGCCAAAUUGAGAAGAAAAACCAUGUCGGUUAGGCUAAAAUCCUCCAGAGUCCGCUUAUCCUCACAAUCUCUUCAAAAACUGAUCGAAACCCAGAAAAACCUUCCCAAAUCAUCACCAAAACUCUGGACCGAUCCGGUGAACAACGAACUCGCCGAGGCCGACGACAACAGAGGGGUGCGCACGUUGACUCUGAGCCACCCCAUUCUGCGCAUCUUAGAAUCAUGCAAUGGUACAUUGAAAGAAUUCAACCAAGUCCAUGCCCAACUCAUCGUCUCUGGCCUCUUCCAACACCCUCUGGCCUCGAGCCGAGUAGUAAAGAAGCUCUGUUCAUCGCCAUCUAUGGUCCCUCACGCGGUCGCUCUCUUCGACCUUUUGGAAGAGCCAGAUGCAUUCAUAUGCAACACCAUUAUGAGGAGUUACAUAAUCAUGAACGACCCACAUCGUGCUCUCACUUUUUUCUAUCAUCAAAUGAUUGGUAAAUGUGUUGCCCCAAAUCAUUACACCUACCCAUUGUUGGUGAAGGUUUGCUCAGAGCUCGGUUUGGUUAGAGAAGGGGAGAAGAGCCAUGCCCGGGUUGUGAAAUUUGGGUUUGAGUUGGAUUUAUAUGUUCGUAAUUCCUUGAUUCAUUUUUACUCUGUUUGUGGAAGAAUUGAGGAUGCUUGCGAAGUGUUUGAUUUAAGUUCUGAAUCAGAUUUGGUGACUUGGAAUUCGAUGAUCAGUGGGUUUGUAAAGAAUGGGGAAGUGGGUGUGGCGCGUGGGCUAUUCGAUGUAAUGCCUGAGAGAGAUGUUUUUAGUUGGAAUUCGAUUAUUGCAGGUUAUGUGGGGAUUGAGGAUAUGGAGGAGGCAAAGAAUUUGCUUGAGAAGAUGCCGUAUAAAGAUGUGGUUUCCUGUAAUUAUUUGAUUGAUUGGUAUGCAAGGGUAAGAAAUGUUGCAGCUGCUCGUGAGGUUUUCGAUUGGAUGCCAUUGCGGAAUGUUGUUUCUUGGAAUACCAUGUUGGCUCUUUAUGUGCGGUCCAAGGAUUACAGCGAGUGUUUGAGAUUAUUUGACAGGAUGAUGGAAGGAGGAGAUGCCAAGCCAACUGAGGCUACUUUUACGAGUGUGUUGAGUGCCUGUGCACACCUAAAGAGGCUUGAUGUAGGCGAAUGGGUUCAUUCUUACAUACAAAAUAAUAGGAACAUUGAACUUGAUGUCCUACUUUCAACAUCUCUCUUGACAAUGUACGCAAAAUGUGGGGCUAUGGAUUUGGCUAGAGACGUCUUUGAUAAGAUGCCAGAGAGAAGUGUUGUAUCAUGGAAUUCCAUAAUUAUGGGGUAUGGAAUGCGUGGGCAUGGAGAUAAAGCACUUGAAAUGUUCCUGGAGAUGGAGAAGAGAGGAAUAAUGCCAAAUGAUGCUACUUUUGUAUGCCUUUUAAGCGCAUGUACUCAUGCAGGAAUGGUUUUGGAGGGUUGGUGGCACUUUGACCGAAUGUGUCGAGUUUACAAGAUCGAGCCAAAGGUUGAGCACUUUGGUUGCAUGGUCGAUCUACUUGGACAGGCUGGUUUAAUGAAAGAUUCUGAAAAGCUCAUCAGGAAGGUGCCUAUGAAGGCUGGACCUGCUUUAUGGGGAGCUUUGCUUUCAGCAUGCAGGACACACUCAAAUCUUGAGCUUGGAGAAGUUGUGGCUAAGCGGCUAAUUGAGUUGAAACCAGGGGAUAUUGGGCCCUAUGUGUUGUUAUCUAACAUAUAUGCCGCAGAAGGGAGAUGGGAUGAUGUAGAAAAAGUGAGAAAGAUAAUGAUGAAAAAUGAGUUAGGGAAAGUGGCAGGGUCUAGCUUGGCUCACUUAGAAGAUUGUGGGACUCGAUCUUUUCAUGGAAGUGAUCUGGUCCAUAAGAAAAGCAUGGUGUACUCCAUGUUGAGAGAGAUGGGUGCUCAAAUGAAAUUGCCAUGCAGAAGUAUGAUGGGGUAGGGAGAGUUCAGGUUUAAGAGACAAGCUGUGAUAUGUAAAGUUAAAGAAGCAAGAUUACUUGAAAAAAAUUAUUUCCGUACCUAGUUUUGUAAAUUGAACAACACACAUAUUCGGCGAAGUCUAAAUAAUCAAUGGCAAUCAUGUGCUGGUUUGGCUUGCAGAGUUUUGUGAAGAUUGAGAAGAAUAUUGGUCCAUUGUGACGUGGAUGUCAUGGGUCCGAAACUCGAAACAGCCUCUCCAUGCGAAGGUGAGGCUGCAAUGGCAGGAGCCUUAUGCACUGGGCUAGCCCUUUCUAUUGGUCAUUGUUCAGAACAACACAAAAUAUAGCCUUAUACAGAGAGGAAUAGCAAAGCACAAUUCCUGAAGAUUUCAAAGAAUUUGGAUAGUAAGCCGCCCGAGACUGGAUGAAUGUGGCAGCAUCUCCCUGCAGAGCUUGCAUAAGA